Messenger RNA from Miscanthus lutarioriparius, 2166 nucleotides. NCBI's taxonomy places the organism in Eukaryota, Viridiplantae, Streptophyta, Magnoliopsida, Poales, Poaceae. The record is from the annotation of a GenBank genome assembly.
AUGGAGGUCGCCGCGUCCUCCGACCAAUACCGCUCCUCCUCUUCCUCCGCCAGCAGCCCCGCGCGCCGCUACUACCUGCCCAAGCCGGGCGCGCUCCGCCGCCCCAUCUCCUUCGAGGACUCCCCCGACUGGGACGACAUCCACCCCGACGACACCAUCCACCUCGCCACCGCCGCCUCCGCCUCCAUAUCCAUCGCCAGCAGCGCCUACCCUUCCCCCUCGCCCUCCCUGCCUCCGGGGCUCCCCUCCGCCUCUGCUGCAUGCCGCGACCGGAAGCUGGCCGGGGCUACCCUCGUCUGGAAGGACCUCACCGUCUCCUCACUCGCCGCAACCACAAACCGCUUCUCCGACCGACUCGUCAAGAGCUCCAACGGCUACGCGCUGCCGGCCACGCUCACCGUCAUUAUGGGCCCCGCGCGCUCCGGCAAAUCCACACUGCUCCGUGCAAUUGCAGGGAGGCUCAGUGCUACCGAGAGGAUAUACGGCGAAGUCUUUGUCAACGGCGCCAAGUCUCCCUUACCAUACGGAUCAUAUGGUUAUGUUGACCGAGACGAUGUGCUUGUUGAAUCCCUCACAGUACGUGAGAUGCUAUACUUCUCGGCACUCCUGCAGCUUCCUGGUUUCUUAUCUUCGAAAAAGUCAAUCGUGGAGGAUGCUAUUGCAGCCAUGUCAUUAGGUGACCAUGCUGACAAACUCAUUGGUGGAAACUGUUUUAUGAAAAGGCUGCCUACCGGAGAAAGAAGGCGGGUCAGCAUCGCGAGAGAGCUUGUGAUGAGACCACAUGUUUUAUUCAUUGAUGAACCACUCUAUAAUCUUGACAGUGUUUCUGCACUGCUCUUAAUGGUAACAUUGAAGAAACUCGCAAGCACAGGAUGCACCAUCAUAUUCACAAUGUAUCAGAGCAGCACAGAGGUUUUUGGACUCUUUGAUCGUAUUUGCUUGCUUUCAAAUGGGAACACGCUCUUUUUUGGAGAAACAUUGGCUUGCCUACAGCAUUUCUCAAAUGCUGGGUUUCCAUGUCCAAUCAUGCAAAGUCCAUCGGACCACUUCUUGCGGGCAAUCAAUACUGACUUCGACAGAAUUAUAGCCAUGUGCAAGAAUUUGCAGGAUGAUCAAGGGGAUUUUUCGUCAGUGAGCAUGGAUACAGCAGUGGCAAUUCGUACACUGGAAGCAACGUACAAACAAUCAGCUGACUCUGUUGCAGUUGAAUCAAUGAUUGCAAAGUUGACAGAGAAGGAAGGCCCUUGCUUAAAAGGUAAGGGCAGGGCCAGUGAUGCAGCAAGAAUUGUGGUUCUGACCUGGAGAUCAUUGCUAAUUAUGUCAAGAGAUUGGAAGUACUUCUGGAUCAGACUUGCCUUGUAUAUGCUUAUUGCUUUGUCAAUCGGCACGAUAUUUACCAAUAUUGGUCAUUCAUUAUCAUCUGUAAUGGUGAGGAUUUCUGCGAUAUUUGCGUUUGUAUCGUUUAUCAUCCUUCUAAGUGCUUCUGUAGUACCUGCUCAUAUUGAUGAGGUCAAGAUUUAUUCCCACGAAGAAGCUAAUCGGCAUUCAGGGACAAUGGUCUUCCUGUUAGGGAACUUCCUAUCAAGCAUUCCUUUCCUAUUCCUGGUCUCCAUUUUGUCGUCUCUGGUUUUCUACUUCCUGAUAGGGCUCAGGAAUGAGUUCAGCUUCCUGAUGUACUUUGUCAUCACCAUCUUUGUAUGCCUGUUGGCAAAUGAAGCGCUUAUGAUGAUUAUUGCGUACAUCUGGCUCGAAACGUACAAGUGCACCUUAACUCUCAUUUUCUUAUACGCUAUCAUGAUGCUUGUGGCUGGGUAUUUCCGAAUACGAGAAAACUUGCCUUAUCCUGUAUGGACUUACCCGUUGUCCUUCAUUUCGUUCCACACAUAUGCAGUCCAGGGCUUGGUCGAAAACGAGUAUGUGGGCACAUCCUUUGCUGUUGGACAGAUAAGGACCAUACCUGGUGUCCAAGCUGUUCGAGGCUCAUAUGACAUUUCAUCUUCCGGAAACGCAAAGUGGGUGAACCUCCUGGUUUUGCUACUGAUGGCAAUCGGAUACCGGAUUGUUCUCUACUUGUUGCUUCGACUAGAUGUAAGGAAGCAUGCGAGGAUGCUUGGCAACUGGAGGUCAUGGUGGCCAAGUGUCCAUUCUGCUACUGGUGCUAAGUGA